AUGAAGGAGGGCGAUAGGAAAGGAACUGUCGCCUCUGGCGAUUUUAGAGCGUUGAGUGCUCCGCAUGUAGCGAGCGUGGAUGAUAUAUUGAAACACUACGGUGCUACUUUAGAGAAAGGUUUAGAUGACAAGACUGUUGUUGAGCGUCGUCGUAUCUUCGGUCCUAACAUGUUGGCACAACAUAGCAAGGAAUCGUUGUUUAAGCUUUUUCUUUCACAGUUUGAUGAUAUGUUGGUGAAGAUAUUGUUAGGAGCGGCCGUUAUCAGCUUCAUCCUAACACUUACUGAGGUUACGGAAAGCUAUGCCAUAACUGAUUUUGUGGAGCCUCUUGUUAUCCUCCUCAUAUUGAUAUUGAACGCUAUAGUUGGUGUCUGGCAAGAAUCGAAUGCUGAGCAGGCGCUUGAGGCUUUGAAAAAAUUACAACCUACGGUUGCGAGUUGUCUUCGAAAUGGUAAAUGGGUUACUGUUGAUGCUGUUGAUGUGGUGAUGGGUGAUAUCAUCCGUCUACGUACUGGUAACAAGAUCCCUGCUGAUGUGCGUAUUUGUAAUAUAUCGUCUACAUCCUUGAGUUGUGAGCAAUCUCAGUUGACUGGUGAAUCUCGCAACGUUGCUAAGGUGUCGAAGGCGUUGCCAAAAUCUAUGAAAGGUUGUGAGAUCCAAGAGAAGACUAAUUUGUUGUUCUGUGGUACUACGGUAUCAGCUGGAUCGUGUGUUGGUAUUGUAGUGGCGACUGGUAUGUCUACUGAGAUUGGUGCUAUUCAGGCUGCGGUGUUAGAGGCUGAUUCUCAGGAGCGCAGUACUCCAUUGCAAAGGAUGUUAGACGAGUUCAGUACUUCUUUAUCGAAGUUCAUCACUAUAAUCUGUGUUGCUGUCUGGGCGAUAAACUUCCGUCAUUUCAGUGACCCUGUGCAUAGCAACAUCUUCAAAGGUUGUAUAUAUUACUUUAAGAUUGCGAUAUCCCUCGCUGUUGCUGCUAUUCCCGAGGGUCUUCCUGCAGUGAUAACUACUAGUCUUGCUUUGGGUACUCGUAACAUGGCUAAAAGGAACGCGAUAGUGAGGAAGUUACCUUCUGUGGAGACUUUGGGUUGUACCACAGUGAUUUGUUCUGAUAAAACUGGUACUAUGACUACAAACAAGAUGCGCGUUCAGGUAUUGAAGCUUUUGACUGAAGAUGACGUGGUUCAAUCGGUUCGAUUUACGGGUGACGGUGCUGUUGACACUACUACUGGUGAUGCUGAAGCUUAUGUAUCUAAGGGUGAUUCUAAAGCUCCUUUUGACGUGCUUACUGAGACUUUGUUUAAGUGUGGUUGUUUAUGUUCUGAAGCUUCUGUGGAGCAGGACGAAGGUGAGCCUACUGAGUUGGCUAUUGUUCACAUGGUGGACCACCUUUACAAAUUCAUCGCUGGUGCGUCUGACAGGCCUGCUUCUGUUACUUACCAGCGUCUGUUGAAGAAAGAGGCUACUUUGGAGUUUUGCCGUGAUAGGAAGAUGAUGAGUGUGAUUGCUAGUGAGAAUGGUAACGUGAGUGUCUAUACCAAGGGUGCGCCUGAGUGUGUUAUCGAGCGUUGUACGAAGUAUAUGAAGCCGGAUGGUACUAUUGUUGCACUGAGCGAUAAGGUGAAGCGUGUGCUAUUGCGUGAGGUUGAAUUGAUGGCCUCUGAGGCCCUUCGUACAAUGGCCUUCGCCUGUUAUGGCGACGCUGGUAAUGCUUUGAAGUUGUAUAAAGAGAAUAGUGGUGCAUCUGCUGUAUCUGAGGGUAGUCCCGUUUUUUUUGGGGAUAUUGAGCGUGAGCUUGUAUACCUUGGUCUUACAGGUAUCCUUGAUCCUCCUAGACCUCAGGUUAGUCAGGCUAUCCGUGUUGCUAGGCGUGCUGGUAUACGUGUAUUUAUGAUAACGGGUGACAAUAAGCUUACUGCUGAGGCCAUAGCUAAGCAGGUUGGUAUCCUUCCUCCUGAUUAUCCGAACAUUGGUAAGGGUUUAUAUUAUUCUUAUACUGGUAAGGAGUUUGAGGGUUUGUCUGAUGAUGAGCGUCGUCGUGUUGUGAGUGCCGAGGGUGUGGUUUUCAGUCGUACGGAGCCUAAGCAUAAGCAAGAUAUAGUUUCUGUAUUGAAGAAAUUGGGUGAGACAGUUGCGAUGACGGGUGAUGGUGUGAACGACGCGCCUGCUUUGAAGAUGGCUGAUAUUGGUAUAGCUAUGGGUAUUGCUGGUACUGAGGUUGCUAAAGAGGCAUCUGAUAUGGUUCUUGUUGAUGAUAAUUUCCAAUCUAUCGUUGCUGCUAUAGAGGAAGGUCGUUGCAUCUAUUCUAAUAUGAAGUCUUUUAUACGUUACCUAAUUUCUAGUAAUAUCGGUGAGGUAGCUUCUAUAUUUUUGACGGCUGCUUUGGGUAUCCCUGAGGGUAUGAUGCCAGUGAAGUUAUUAUGGGUAAACCUUGUAACUGAUGGUUUGCCAGCGACUGCUCUUAGUUUUAACCCUCCGGAUCACAAUGUCAUGCAUAAGCCUCCUAGGAGCAACAACGACAAGCUUAUCGACGGUUGGACGUUUUUGCGUUAUCUAAUAAUAGGUUUAUAUGUUGGUGUGUCUACGGUUGGUAUUUUUAUUUGGUGGUAUUUGUAUGGUAUAUCUCCAAACGACCAUAACACACAUGUGACGUUGCAUCAACUUAUGAAUUUCAACAAAUGUCCGUUGUGGACCAAUUUUCGAGUUACGCGUCUGGAUACUAUGAGCGUGAAUAUGUGUAGUUACUUUACUCUUGGUAAGGCCAAGCCUGCAACGCUCAGCCUGACGUUAUUGGUGAUGAUAGAGAUGUUCAAUGCUUUUAAUGCUGUUUCUGAGGAAUCAUCAUUAUUAUCUGUUCCUCCUUGGUUGAAUCGUCAACUGAUAUUUGCUACGUUUUUAUCGAUAUCUAUCCACUGUAUGAUCCUUUACACACCAUUUUUGGCGAAUGUGUUUGGCGUUGUGCCUCUUGACCGUUACGAUUGGUUAGCUGUGUUAUUGUGGUCUUUACCUGUGAUAUUGAUAGACGAGUUGAUGAAAGCGGUUGGUCGUAAUUUUAUUCGAAGGUCUGCUUCGGUUUUUGAUAAGGAAUCUUCUUCAUCUAAGAAGUACGACUAA
Molecule: messenger RNA, 3111 nt
Organism: Babesia sp. Xinjiang
Lineage: Eukaryota; Apicomplexa; Aconoidasida; Piroplasmida; Babesiidae
Product: putative calcium-transporting ATPase
Exons: 1
Coding region: 1-3111 (1036 amino acids)
Biological process (GO): calcium ion transmembrane transport; intracellular calcium ion homeostasis
Cellular component (GO): membrane
Molecular function (GO): ATP hydrolysis activity; ATP binding; P-type calcium transporter activity
Source: RefSeq, a predicted model, not a curated record